ACGGCAUAAGAAUUUUCAUGAUCACUUGCUCACGCUACUCAACGUUUUUGUGGUCUUAGUUCUAUUCUGUCCUUUGAAUCUUUUCCGUUGAAGCUAAGAAGCAAUUUGCAGAGGCGACCUACAGUGAGUUUUGAAAGAGAGAAUACUUGUAGUGUUUCUUUCGGAAUAUGACGCAUGUUGAUGGAGCUGAUCCUGUCUCCAUUCUUAUUCAUGAAAAGCUUGUUGGCUUAACUCCAAAUGCUCCAGAAUAUUGUAUAUUCAGAGUGCAUACCCUGUUACGCAGGGUAAAUGAGAAGGCAUACGACCCUCAGUUACUUGCCAUCGGUCCUUACCACCGCGACAAGGAUGGCUUAAAGCUUAUGGAAGAUCACAAAUUGCACUAUUUACAACUACUUCUUCGAAGGAGAGGCGAAACAAGUGUGGAAACAUACAUUAAUGCCAUGAGAAAAUUGGAAAGUAGAACUCGUAGAUGCUAUGCAGAACCCAUUAGCCUAUCCACCAAUGAGUUCGUAGAAAUGAUGCUUCUUGAUGGAUGUUUCAUCAUUGAGCUGUUUCGCAAGUUUGUAAUGUGGGAUCUAAUAGAUCAACGUGACCCAAUCUUUCAAUUCAGUUGGAUGUUAUAUAGUUUAAAGCGUGAUCUACUAUUAUUCGAAAACCAAAUUCCAUUCUUUGUUCUCACUAAAUUGUUCGAGAUGACUGAGGUUCCUAACUGGCAGAGCAACCUUAUUCAUCUAGCCGUGCGUUUCUCCCAAGCCACAUUAUUACCAUUUGAAUGCCGUAUCUUUGAAUCAUUUCAUGAAUCUUUCAGUGACAUUGAGCAUCUACUUGCUUUGUUAUAUAAAUUUGCCACUCCAUCUAUAAAGUCUGAAGAUGCUGAAGAAAAGUUGAUUUCAAUACCUAGUGCGACAGAGAUUCAAGAGGCUGGAGUCAAAUUGAAGAAGCUACAGAGUGGUAGCUUCUUUGACAUAAAGUUCGACAAUGGCGUACUAGAAAUUCCAUCUUUGAGAAUAGAAGAUCGAUCAGAAUCUGUCUUCCGAAAUCUGAUUGCAUAUGAGCAAUACACUCAAGACAAUCAUUUCAAUUACGUCACAGACUAUGUGACCUUAAUGGAUUAUCUCAUCAACUCUCCAAAGGAUGUUGAAUUACUUCGUCGACGAGGAAUUAUUGAAAAUUUUUUGGGUGAUGAUGAAGCUGUCUCAACCAUGUUUAACAAGCUUGUUGAGAAUGUCAUUCUAUCAAAUUUCUGUUAUAAUAAAAUUUUCACAGAUUUGAACAAGCAUUGCAGCAGACGUAAGAAUGUGUGGAUAGCAAACUUGAGGCACAAGUAUUUCAACAGUCCUUGGGCAUUGAUUUCAUUUCUUGCAGCUGCCUUUUUACUCCUGCUUGCUUUAGCACAGACCAUAUUUUCCAUUUUUUCUUACAUUUUUCCCAGAAACUAA
Messenger RNA from Alnus glutinosa, 1439 nucleotides. RefSeq names its product UPF0481 protein At3g47200-like. NCBI's taxonomy places the organism in Eukaryota, Viridiplantae, Streptophyta, Magnoliopsida, Fagales, Betulaceae. The coding region runs from base 168 to 1439 and encodes 423 amino acids. The record is from RefSeq and is a predicted model, not a curated record. The transcript has 2 exons.